Esox lucius (northern pike) is the source of this 6142-nucleotide messenger RNA. RefSeq names its product protein phosphatase 1, regulatory subunit 13Bb (gene ppp1r13bb). The transcript is spliced from 19 exons. Gene Ontology annotation, cellular component: nucleus. Gene Ontology annotation, biological process: regulation of apoptotic process. Bases 587 to 3907 code for a protein of 1106 amino acids. Lineage: Eukaryota; Metazoa; Chordata; Actinopteri; Esociformes; Esocidae. Gene Ontology annotation, molecular function: p53 binding. The record is from RefSeq and is a predicted model, not a curated record.
UACACAGCAUACUACUGCGAUGUGACGCAAUGGUAAACGUAUUAUAUUUCCGAGCUAGCUAAAAAAAAAUACUUGAGUAGCUAGCGGCUCUGAGUGUAAAUAGUAACGCCUGUUUUUCUCGACAUCAGGCUAAGCAACAAGGUAGCUGGUUUUGGUUUUUGGAACUCUUGACGGUUAGCUAACUGCAUGUAGUAAGUAGUUUGUCUGCAACGACGUUAAAUUUUUUUCUUAUUUUUUAUUAAGUAGCUAACGUAAGCUAAACGUUGUCGAGCCAGGCUGGCCUGUCGUCGCAGGCUGACCAGCUUGCUAACAUUAACGUUCCAUCUAGCUAGCUACUGUAACUUUCAUCCCAUCUACUCGUAUUUACUGUGUUAUUGUGCGGGCUACAACUACCGAGAAUGAUCAGGAAUUAUCUCUGACUCGCGAAGAGCAAGGCCUAAGCUGGCCAUCUCAUCACCGAACUGUGCUGGAGUUUCUCUGGAAAUCGUUAGCAUAUAGCUAGAAGACGUCGCUGCCCCCCACUUUUCCAACUUCGACAUUCUUGUUCUGAUGACCCGAUCCUUUUGACGCCAUCUAAGCCGCCAAUAUGAUGCCGAUGAUCCUGACUGUGUACCUGAGUGAUGGGGAGCAAUCACUGACUGAGGUGCCCAUCACCCCUGAGACAUCGUGCCGCGAUGUGGUUGAGUUCUGCAAGGAGCCUGGCGAGAGCGGCUGCCAUCUGGCCGAAGUGUGGCGAGGCAACGAGCGAGCCAUUCCCUUUGAACACAUGAUGUACGAACACCUGCAGAAGUGGGGACCCCGCAAACAAGAGGUUAAGUUUUUCCUCCGGCACGAGGACUCCCCCACUGAAAGCAGUGAUCAAGGGAGCCAACAAUCUCAAGAACAGGCCAACCGGAGAAGUGGAGGGGAGAAGCACACUGAGAAUGGGGUAGGGAACCCCCGUGUGGAGCUCACGCUGUCAGAGCUGCAGGACAUGGCCACACGACAACAGCAGCAGAUCGAGGCCCAGCAACAGAUGCUUGUUGCCAAGGAGCAGCGUCUGCGCUACUUGAAGCAGCAGGAGCGUCGGCAGCAGCAGUCUGUGUCUGAGAGCGAGAAGCUGCAGAGGCUGAAAGACCGCGUGGAGAGCCAGGAGGCCAAGCUGAAGAAGAUCCGCGCCAUGAGAGGCCAGGUGGACUACAGCAAAGUCAUCAACGGCAACUUGUCAGCGGAGAUUGAGCAGGUGAGUGGGCUGUUCCAGGAAAAGCAGGUGGAACUGCAGUCAGCUGUGCUGCGGGUGGAGCAGCUGAGCCUGCAGCUGGAAGACCUGCGGCGAGGGAAGCUCAACGGCCUGCAGUCGGCUCUGGGAGGACAGAUGACCAGCACGGCUGCCCUGGAGCUGCGCAAACUCUACCAGGAGCUCCAGAUCCGCAACAAGCUGAACCAGGAUCAGAACAGCAAGCUGCAGCAGCAGAAGGAUCUGCUCAACAAGCGCAACAUGGAGGUGACCCUGAUGGACAAGCGCAUCAGCGAGCUGCGUGAGCGCCUCUAUAAGAAAAAGGCUGAGGCACGUCAAAAAGAGAACUUGCCUCUGAACAGAAGCAACGGACCUCCCUCUCCUCAGUUGGCCCCUGGAACUCUGGGCCGCGUGGCAGCCGUGGGGCCCUACAUUCAGGUCCCCCUGCCGACCAGACAGGAAGGGGGCUACACCGGCCCCCCCGACCCCCUAAAACCCCAGACACUGGUUGUCAACACCUCAGCCAAUCAUGCACGCUCCAAAUCAGGGGUGGACACAGUGCGGAAGCCCCCCGGCCCGUGGAAGGUGUCUGAUUUAGACAGCCCGGUGGACCCGGUGCCCCCCUCCCCUCCCGAGGCUCGGCUGGGCGGCUCAGGCAGCACGUCCCCUAAUGACGCUGGCUGGCCCACCCUUGGCAAGGGCAAUGGCUCUCUCAAGCCCCACGACCGGAGGGAGUCGGUGUCUGAUACACAGGGCAAGUCCCCCCCUCUGAGCUCCCCUGCUGCUCCCACCGCCGACAAGGUGCCAGACUCGUCGCCGGUGGCCCCAUCCAAGCCUCAGCCCCCUCCCUACGGCUCCCACCUGACAUCGGCCGGCUCCACCAGCUCUCUAGACCGCCGGCCAGGCCCGCUCCCCACCCUCCCCGGCCACGCCUGGCCACGCGUUCCUCCCUCAACCGGUUCCUCCUCCCAGCAGAUCCAGCAGCGCAUAUCGGUGCCACCCAGCCCAACCUUCCAACCCAACCCGCCGGUCUUCCCGUCGUGUCCUCCUGGGGAGCGGCCCGACCCGGUCCUGGCUGUGGCCGUGCGCCCCUUCAUUCCAGACAGAGGCUCCCGGCCCCAGUCGCCACGCAAGGGCCCAGCCACCAUGAACUCCAGCUCCAUCUACCACAUGUACCUCCAGCCGGCCGCGCCCAAGAGCUACCCGCUCAAGCCUGCUCUGAAAGCAGGUACAAACAAAGUGUACGGGAAGCCUGUUCUCCCGUCAAACUCCACGCCGCCCUCCCCCCUGCCCUUCCCCCAGACCGGAGGUGCCUUCCCCGCGCUCCAGGGGCCGUCCGGUGACGACUCUGUGGACGGAGAUGGCCCUGACAUGGAUGGCGCUCCGGAUACGCCCCCCCCCAACGUGGAGAACAUACCUCGGCCGCUCAGUCCCACCAAACUCACCCCCAUGGCCCACUCCCCCCUCCGCUAUCAAAGCGACGCUGACCUGGAGGCGCUGCGCAAAAAGCUGGCCAACGCCCCGCGGCCCCUGAAGAAGCGCAGCUCCAUCACUGAGCCGGAGGGCCCCGCCGGGCCCAACAUCCAGAAGCUUCUCUACCAGCGCUUCAACACCCUGGUGGGCGGCAUGGAGGGGGGCGGAGCCGGGACGGCGGCAGGCGGAGCCGGGUCGGGAGGAACACCGUUUUACCAGCCCGCCAACCCGCCCGACUACCCAGGCAGCCCGUUGGCGGACUCCGACAAUGGGAACCCGCCGUCCGAGGAUCUUCCCCCGCCCCCGGCCACAACGGGCGCGCCGUCCUCGGAACCCCUUCCGCCUCCCGACGCCAAUGACAACAAGGUGCUGCCCCCGCCGCCGUCCCCCGAAGAGCUGGUCCCGCCCUCCCUGGAGGAGGAUACAGACAACAACAACCUGGGGGAGGGCUCCCUGCCCGCCCUGACCACCCUGCCCAGCCCCGUGACCGAGGUCAGCUCUCCAGAAGAGGCUGCCACCAGCCCCUCUCAGCCUAUGGAGAAGCGCACUAACCUGAAGAAAGCCAACUCGGAGCGGACAGGCCACGGCCUGAGGGUCAAGUUCAACCCGUUGGCUCUGCUGCUGGAUGCCUCGCUGGAGGGAGAGUUUGACCUGGUGCAGAGGAUUAUCUACGAGGUGGAGAACCCCAGCACAGCCAACGACGAGGGCAUCACCCCCCUGCACAACGCCGUGUGCGCCGGACACCACCACAUUGUCAAGUUCCUGCUGGACUUCGGGGUGAACGUCAAUGCUGCAGACAGCGACGGCUGGACACCGCUGCACUGCGCCGCCUCCUGUAACAGCGUUCACCUGUGCAAGUUGCUGGUGGAGUCGGGGGCGGCCAUCUUUGCCAGCACCAUCAGUGACGUGGAGACUGCAGCAGACAAGUGUGAGGAGAUGGAGGAGGGCUACAUUCAGUGCUCUCAGUUCCUCUACGGUGUCCAGGAGAAGAUGGGCGUGAUGAACAAGGGCACGGUGUACGGCCUGUGGGAGUACGAGGCCCAGUGUCCAGACGAGCUGUCGUUCGGCGAGGGUGACGCCAUCACCGUUCUGCGACGGCAGGACGACAGCGAGACUGAUUGGUGGUGGGGCCGACUAGACCACAGGGAGGGUUAUGUACCACGCAACCUGCUAGGGCUGUACCCCAGGAUAAAGCCUCGUCAGCGGUCCCUGGCGUAGCACCCCGCUCCCUCCCUGGGUGAAAAAACUGGACUACAGGCAAGCAAUGCCUGAAAAGACUGGAGGUUAGGGGCGGCCUGGUGCUCCCCUCUCCCCUUCCUGUAACUCUGGCUGUGGCACACCGGAUAGUGUUUAACAAUGACACACACACACGCAUAUAAACACACUGACUCAAGAGAAGAGAGGAUCACUCUGAUACCCCCCUUUCAGUCAGCCAAACCCCACUCAGUUCACUCUCAUUUUAGCUUUAUUUAAAUGUCAUUCCCAAUGCCAAGUGGAGAAUCAACCACUAACCCCUAGUGCAUUUUAGCAUCCAAUUAAAGAGGGCCCUGUGUGUUUUUUUAAGUACACGUUCAAGGACUGGAGAAGGUGGCUUUGUGUAUGUGUGUACAGUAUGUUGUGUGUGGUGUGUAUGUAAUAAUUUGUAUUCAAUUUUUCUUAUGUAUUCAUUUAGUCAACAAACAAUAUACAUUAAAUACUUAUUUUUCCUACUGAAAAAAAAGAAUGAGAGAAAGAAGAUAAAUAAUAAAACAAUUUAGUUUAACAGAGAAAUAUGAAAAAUAAGAGCUCCACAUAGAACAAAUGUACAAGUAAGGCUAUCUUAAUGUGCACAUGUUCAAUAUGAAUUAUUUAAUGGGACAACAUUGUAUGUAAAUAAAAAUAUGUGAACUAAGACUAAGGAUAAAAUGAUGAAUUAAGUUAAGGUGUUUUUUUUUUGGUGUGUAAUUUGCUCUGAUUGGUCUGACACAAUGAUAGAUAUAAAUAUCACAUGUAACGAGUUUUAAAUGGUUUCUAUGACAUGACUAUGAAAGCCCUGUUCAUUCAGAAGUGUGUUGGAUUAUUAAAUAUUCCCCACACAAAAUGACAUUUGCAUUUUCUUAGCUCUUCUCGCACAAUAGAGCCUUCUGUGUACAAUAACAGGGCCUAUAACUAUUUAUAAACUCUCUUGUUAAAUGCCCAACUUUAGUCAUAGAAAUGGUUUGCCAAAGUAUUUCAGAGUGGGUUUAACGCUUCACUCAACUUGUCAGCUUUUCCAAAGAGAUGUCUAACCACAGCCAAUUAAGACUGAGAUUUCCGAAGUGUGUAUGUGUUGUGCUUGGAUGCUAUGUCCUAUGUGGGGUGGGUUUAGUGCAAUGAAUGAACUCUUUGGGCACCGCUUUGUUUCUUUGCGCAUGUGUGUUGAAAUGCAUCAGGGCUCUCUCCACAGGGCCAUGAUCAUGGGUCCCAACUUCACUUCAGCCAUGUGUGUUUAAAUACUCCAGGGCCCUCUCACUGUAGGGCCAUGUGCAGGGGUCCCAACUUCACUUCAGCCGUGUGUGUUUAAAUACUCCAGGGCUCUCUCACUAAAAGGGCCACGAUCAGGGGUUCCCAACUUCACUUCAGCCAUGUGUGUUUAAAUACUCCAGGGCCCUCUCACUGUAGGGCCAUGUGCAGGGGUCCCAACUUCACUUCAGCCAUGUGUGUUUAAAUACUCCAGGGCUCUCUCACUAAAAGGGCCAUAAUCAGGGGUUCCCCACUUCACUUCAGCCAUGUGUGUUUAAAUACUCCAGGGCCCUCUCACUGUAGGGCCAUGUGCAGGGGUCCCAACUUCACUUCAGCCAUGUGUGUUUAAAUACUCCAGGGCCCUCUCACUAAAAGGGCCAUGAUCAGGGGUUCCCCACUUCACUUCAGCCAUGUGUGUUUAAAUACUCCAGGGCCCUCUCACUGUAGGGCAAUGUGCAGUGUUAUAAUUGAGCACUUGAUCAAACCCAUGCUUUUACACUCCCACAAAUCAGAUGGGUUGGAUAUUCAAGCAGAUUUACAUUUACAUAACACUAAAGUAUUUUGUCGUACUCACCACCUCGCCCUCCUGACCUUGUUGUACUCACCUCCUCGCCCUCCUGACCUUGUUGUACUCAACUCCUCGCCCUCCUGACCUUGUUGUACUCAACUCCUCGCCCUCCUGACCUUGUUGUACUCAACUCCUCGCCUUUCUGCCCUUGUUGUACUCACCUCCUCACUGUGUGUUUCCAGUCAUGUGAGAUGAGACGUGCACCUUGCCAGGCGGGUAGGAAAGAAAGGGCCUUGCCGUAAUCAUCCCGGUAAAUAUUGUCAGAAAGUAUGAGCUUGUGUAUGUUUGACUGUCUGCUGUAUGAAGACUUAAACUGACUUGUGGAGGUUAUGGAAGCAUUAAGGAUGCAGUGCUUGCACUUCCUGUUCUGUAAAUCUGCACAAUAAAAACAAGUCCUGGCAUGA